AUGUCGCACAAGACAAACGUUUGGAUCUUGAAGUUGGCGGCAAAUGCAGAGCAUCUCUUCAACAACUACAACAUCGACCUGUUCAUCGAGUACGUGGAAUUCGUUGCGCUUGGUCGUCCGGGAACUUCUCCGGCAGACCUCUCGCCCAAAUGCCUACAACCACUUCCUCUGGCGGCCCUCAUCGGCAAGAAGUACUUUGUGCUUCACGACACCAACGCGAUGGCAUCGCAACGCAUACUUCAUCUCCUCCGACGGCUCGUGCCAAUGGCAACCACAUCAAGACCUGCUCUGAUGUUCGGCGAGAUCGGCCACCAUCUCAGCGUCCGCCGCCUUCGCUAUCCUGUGACGCCCUGGAACACUUCAUGCCCGGAUGGCGGUCUCCAUGUGUCGCUCUUUCGCCUCCCCAUCGUACUCGUCAACAAGCGAUCGCCUCUUUCGCAGAGGAACCCAACCAGUAGUACGAGCAUAUCGUCGACAGUCGAAGCCCAUACAUCGCAGUAUCCUGUGACGCCCUGGAAUACUUCAUGCCCGGAUGGCGGUCUCCAUCUGAGACUGCUACCUCGCUACUGCUGUAUGCUCGUAGCCCGUGCCCAGAGUGCCACGACUUCUCCUCUCCAUCGCCGCUGCCUCCAGCUCCUGCGCACGGAGUUUACCAUCUUGAAUCAGCUGAGAGACUUGCAGCACCCAUCGCCUCUUUCGGGGAUGAACACCACUCCGGAUCUGCUACUCGUCAACAAGCGCACGCCUCUUUCGGAGAGGAAUACAACUCCGGAUCAGGGCGGCGGCGGUGACGAGGAUACCGCCAAGCGCAAGCUCUCCAACCCGAACAUGAUCGCCGUCGUUACGGGACGUAAACUUUCGAAACCUCGCCAGAAGCCCGUCUCGGAGCGGCCCGUCCUCAGGAUGCGCGGCGACAGGAAGGCCAGGUACCGAAGCCAAUCCACUGGACACUACCAGACGGAUUCGCUAGCUUCUGCGCUAUCUACCUCGCCAUUUCGUGCUACUCGUCAACAAGCGCAAAGAGAAGUGGGCUUCGAGGAGGAUCUGUACGCUGCUAUGGCGCUGUCUGGCACCAAGGCUCAGGUCCUUGAGAUGCACAAGGACCCUCUGGAGGCAAAGGAGGAGUCUCCGCCCUUCAACAAGCCGCGCGAGGCUACACCCGACCUCGCCACCUUCACAAACAUCCAGAAGCGCGAACGUCGCAUGACACAAUGGGACAUCAAGCCCGCAGGCUACGAGAACAUCACCGCCGGAGGCCGUCGCAUCGCAACGCAUACUUCAGUCCCACUGCUCUGCCCUGGACAAAGCAUGGACCCUGGACUCCGAUGGAACCAGUUCAUUGACCCCAACAACACCAUCGUCUUCAUUGGCGGUCUCUCCGGCUACGUCGCCGAGGACGAGCUCCGUUGCUUCUUCCGGGGCUUUGGCGAGAUUACAUACGUCAAGAUACGCCCAGACAAGGAUGAGUCGGUGGAGUGGAUGAUGAGAAGAGUCGAAGGAAACCCUCCUUGA
This is a messenger RNA of Alternaria viburni, 1512 nucleotides long. RefSeq lists its product as uncharacterized. Gene Ontology annotation, molecular function: RNA binding. The record is from RefSeq and is a predicted model, not a curated record. NCBI's taxonomy places the organism in Eukaryota, Fungi, Ascomycota, Dothideomycetes, Pleosporales, Pleosporaceae. The transcript is spliced from 7 exons. Bases 1 to 1512 code for a protein of 503 amino acids.